Paramecium tetraurelia is the source of this 922-nucleotide messenger RNA. RefSeq lists its product as uncharacterized. The record is from RefSeq and is a predicted model, not a curated record. NCBI's taxonomy places the organism in Eukaryota, Ciliophora, Oligohymenophorea, Peniculida, Parameciidae. The transcript has 2 exons.
CAGAAGAGUCUUAAAGGUAUUUACUCCUCCGACUGUUCCUGAAGGUUAAGGUGCCUAAGUCAUAAGGAUCAUUGGCAACAAUAAUCUUAAAAGUCUUAAUCCAUUUAUGAUGCUCGAUCAUGCCUUUGUUAAAUUACCAGCAGGCUUUCCUGAUCAUCCUCAUAGAGGAUUUGAAACAGUGAGUUACUUAUUGAAAGGUUCCUUCUACCAUGAAGACAGCAAAGGAUUUUCAGGUCAUUUAUUACCUGGAGAUAUAUAAUGGAUGACAGCUGGAAAAGGAGUUAUGCAUGCAGAGAUGCCAGGUAGUUGGGAUGAAUUAACAUCUGGUUUCUAAUUAUGGAUCAAUUUACAAGCCAAAUUCAAGAUGGUAGAACCACAAUAUUAGGAGAUCAAAAAGGACUUAAUACCUGAAGCCAAAUAAAAAGGAAUCUUAGUACGCGUCAUUGCAGGUGAGGCAUUAGGUGUAAAAGGUCCAAUUUAUACCAGGACUCCUGCCUUCUUUCUAGAUGUCAAAUUAGAUGAAAAUUCUGAAUUCUUAUAAAGGAUACCAUUGAAAUGGAAUUCUAUAUGUUAUGUGUAUGAAGGAUAAGGAAUAUUUGGGGGACAAAAUGCCAAUUAGCAUUAAGUUGUUCACUUAGACAUUAAUGAUAAGGAGGAAGUCUUAAAAGUUAAGACAGGAGCAUCAAUAUGCCAUUUCAUUAUGAUUGCUGGGGAACCUAUUGAUGAACCAUUUGUGUAACAUGGACCAUUUGUCAUGAACACAAAGGAAGAGAUUCAAUAGGCAUUUGAGGAUUAUUAUGACUAAAAGAAUGGAUUCGAAGGAGCUCAUUCUUGGAAGUCUAAAAUCCAAAACCUCAAAAAGAAGAGAUAAUGAUUGAGCAUCUAUAUAUAUAUAUUAUUCGUAUCAAAAAAUAAUCCAAAA